AUGUUAUUAGCAACAACAGUAAUGCUGCUCGUAUUUCGUUCACCAUCGGCUACAAUAUCUGUUAUGUGGUUAAUUAGUGCAAAAAGGUUUAUUAAGGAAAAACCUCCAUUUCGUUUACGAAAAUUUCAUUCGAUUGCAAAUCUUUGUGCAACAUUUAAUGCAGCAACAACAUUUAUUUUGUUUAUUGUUUAUGGCACAAAAUUUCGUUCAGAAUUCACACGUAUUUAUUGUUUAGUUUUCACUAAAGUUAAAAAAGCAGAACAAACAAGUGUAAUAAAACAAGAACAACAACAACAACAAACGCAGCAAUUAGUAUCAAAUAAUAAUAAUGAAAAUGAAAAUCACAUAAAUGAUAUUAAGAAUAAAAUUGAUUUAGAAUUAACAAACAAAUCAAAUUGUAAUGCUUAUAAAAAAAUAUCAAAAAAUAAUAGUAGUGCUAUAACAUUAACAACAACAACAUCGGCUGCAUCACUUUUGCCUAUGAGACAUUUAAAAAAUCAAUCAAAAAUACAACGAUCUUCAUUUGAACAAGAAUAUGAUUUAAUAAUAAAUAAUAAUAAUAAUAAUAAUAAUAAUAAUAAUAAUAAUAAUAAUAAUAAUGAUCAUACCAGUCCUCGACAACAUGAAAUAACAAUUCCAGAAGAUGAAUUUAGUUGUGAUCAUAAUGAUACUAAAUCCAUACCGUUGACUGAAUCCUAUUUUGAUUGGUUUAAAAAUUUUAUUGAAUGUCAUCAAUAA
Rotaria sp. Silwood2 is the source of this 738-nucleotide messenger RNA. The record is from the annotation of a GenBank genome assembly. Lineage: Eukaryota; Metazoa; Rotifera; Eurotatoria; Philodinida; Philodinidae.